Messenger RNA from Cylas formicarius (sweet potato weevil), 575 nucleotides. RefSeq names its product programmed cell death protein 5 (gene PDCD-5). The coding region runs from base 93 to 485 and encodes 130 amino acids. Lineage: Eukaryota; Metazoa; Arthropoda; Insecta; Coleoptera; Brentidae. The record is from RefSeq and is a predicted model, not a curated record. Gene Ontology annotation, molecular function: DNA binding. The transcript has 2 exons. Gene Ontology annotation, cellular component: cytosol; nucleus.
UGUUAAUCUGCGCAGAUUUGUGGUCUAUGAUGAAUUUAAAGUAUAUGGUUAGGUUUUUAUCAUAACUAUAUCCUUUUAAAGGCAUCAUAAUAAUGGCUGAUCCCGAAUUAGAGGCCAUUAGGCAGCAGAGGCUAUCCGAACUGCAAUCGAAUUUUAAAACCUCGCAAGGCGAUUCUGAGUCGCAGAAGGCGCAAGAGAACAAGGCCAGGGCACAGGAAGAUGCGAAAAACUCGAUAUUAUCGCAAAUUUUAGAUCAAGACGCGCGAGCAAGACUAAACACGCUGAUGUUGGGCAAACCGGACAAAGGCCAAAUGGUACAAAACAUGUUAUUAAGGAUGGCCCAGAUGGGACAGAUCGGCGCCAAAAUAACGGAGAAAGAUCUCAUCGGUCUACUGGAAAACGUUAGCGCUCAAACUCAAUCAAAAACGUCGGUAAAAUUCGAUCGGAGACGCGCGGCUUUGGAUUCUGACGAAGACGAUUUGUAAUAAUUUUUCAAACGUUUAUUCAAUAAAUUAGGUGCUUAAGUCUAGGAAACGCUCGGUAUAAUUGUUUUUACACGAAAAUAAAAAAUCUAC